This is a messenger RNA of Anguilla anguilla (European eel), 5034 nucleotides long. Its product is annotated as translation initiation factor IF-2-like. The record is from RefSeq and is a predicted model, not a curated record. NCBI's taxonomy places the organism in Eukaryota, Metazoa, Chordata, Actinopteri, Anguilliformes, Anguillidae. The transcript is spliced from 13 exons. Gene Ontology annotation, molecular function: protein dimerization activity. Bases 220 to 2574 code for a protein of 784 amino acids.
UCCUCCCAGGAUAUCCUCUCACUGAUCCGCAUUAUUUCACAGAAGUACAAGAUUCAGCGCGAUUUAACGGCAAUUUCACUGUAUCCGAUGUUCUGUUAAGCGUACUCUGAUUUGGUCGAGCGUAGAGUGCGUUUAUAUAUCUCACGAUUGAUUUCAGUGACGUCUGAUGUUUUCAUUUUUCUGCUUUUGUGAUUGGAUACAGCAUCUCCUGUUGCUCCCAUGCUCCUCGUCCCCGUCGAGGACCCCGACUCUGACUCCGCAGCCCCGGCCGGCGCUGGCUCGCCGAUGCCCCUGGUCCCCGGGGAGAGCGUGGUGUUGCACCCGGUCCACGGCCCCUCCGGGGGGACGCCUCUGUUCCGCCACCCCAGCGGGCGGCUGGUCCACCUGGUGCCCCUCGACCAGCUGCACCCCGCUCCGCCCGACCCGCCCGCCUCCAGCCCAGAUGCUGUGGCUCAUCUACCUCAAGCCUCCCCGCCAGCGUGCGAAUCUGCCUCUGCAGACACAGGGGCCCCCAGCCCCAGCCCGACCACGCCGGCGCCCCCUCCCUGUCCCGCGGAGACCACGGCCGCAGCCGCCGCCGCCCUCCCCGCCGCUCCUAAGCCGGCUCCCAGCUUCCUGGGACAGCGCGGGACCCAGACCAUCCGAAUCUGCCCCGGCGUGUCCGGCGGGGCUCGCUCCAAAGGCCCGACGACUCCCGCCGGCUUCACCCCGCUGCACGUCCCGCGGGGGACCCCCCCUCGGGCGCCCCGAAAGGAUGCCGAGCCCCCCGGGAAGGGCCCGCGCUCCCCGGAGAGCGGGACCCCGGAGGGCCCUGGCUCGGAACCCCGGUCCCCCGCCGAGACGGACAGCGGGGGUCCCGGGCCUUCGGCCUCCGACGGGGAACGCAGGUCACGCGGGGCCACGCCCGGGCCUGAUGAAACCCACCAAUUGCGCGCGAGCGCGCCCGUGCGCCGCCUGGCUGCGACGGCGCUCGUUGACUCUGCUCAAACAGCAGGCUCGGCCCACAGCGGCAGCUGGGUGUCAGAGAGGGGGGUGCUGGUGGAGGAUGCGUCGGAGGACUCUGACGAGGAUGUAGCGGGCAUGAUGAGUGAUGCGGAAUUGGAAGCAGAGCAGGAGGCUGAUGAUGAUGUGGAUGUUGAGACGAUGGAGGAGCUGCCUGAGGAAGAGUCCACUGCAGCUGCUCAGGAAAAGCUGACCCAAGCAGAACUCAUUCGCCAAGCAGACAGCCAAUCAGAACUGGACACAAACCCGCAAGCGCAGCAGCUGGAGGCGAACGGCGAGCGGGUGAGCCGCACCGAGAGCGAACGCCGCCGCCGCAAUCAGAUGACGGACCUGUUCACCCGCCUGCAGGACGUUCUGGGGAUAGAGUCCAUGUCCAAGAUCUCCAGGGUCUACGUCCUCAGCCGGGCGCUGGAGGAGAUCCAGGCUUUGGCGGAUGAGUGCAAUCGCCUGGAGGCGAAAAAGAGAAGGAUGACACGGCAGAGAGAGGGUUACAUCAAGGAGAUAGCCCAGAGCUCUGGCACCGCGAGUCACCUUCCUCAACCCCUCCCACCAGCGUGUGAAUCUGCCUCCGCAGACGCGCGGGCCGACAGCCCCUCCCCGACCGCGCCCCCGCCCCCUCCCUGCCCCGCGGAGACCGCGGCCUCCGCUCGCACCCCGGAGCGCGCGCCGCGGAAGUGCGCCGCCGCCGCCGCCAGCUCUGAAAUGGCGGGCGGGGCCCAGAGCGGCAGCCGGGUGUCGGAGAGGAGGGUGCUGUCGGACGAUGCGUCGGAGGACUCUGAGGAGGACGGUGCGGGCGAGACGAGCGACGCGGAAUCGGACGUGCAGCAGGAGACCGAUGCAGUGAAUGUUGAGACGCUGGAGGAGCUUCCUGAGAAGUCCACGACGCUGUCCAUGACUGCAGGAGCUGCUCAGAAAAAGCAGAGCGAAGCAGAACUCAUUCGCCAAGCAGACAGCCAAUCAGAACUGGACACAAACCUCGCUGCGCGGCUGAGUCACACCGAGAGCGAACGCCGGCGCCGCAAUCAGAUGACGGACCUGCUGACCCGCCUGCAGGACGUUCUGGGGAUAGAGUCCGUGUCCAAGAUCUCCAUGGUCUACGUCCUCAGCCGGGCGCUGGAGGAGAUCCAGGCGUUGGAGGAUCAGUGUUGCAUUCUGGAAGAGAGGAAGAGGAGCAUGACCCGGAAGAGAGCGGGCUACAUCAAGAAGAUCGCCCAGAGAUCUGGGAAGCCCGAGGAGCUGAUUAGUCUGAAGCUGCAGGACAUUUGCGCCAAGCAGAGGAGCCUGGAGUCCAAGAAGAGGAAGGCCCAGCAAAGGGCUCCGGAGCCUGACAGGAAGCAGAGCCCCCCCACCCCAGCGUCAGAAACUGACACCUUCUUCCUGCCUAAGAUCGUAAGUGUCAGAUCGUUGGCGACAUCCCCGCUACUAACCACACCAGCAAGGGAGCAGGAUCUGCAAGCUGUUUUUGAAUCAUCCCAAACAGCAGUCUCCCCAGAGGGGUCUCAGAGUGGAGACUUACUGGGAGACCACCCCCCCACGCCAAGCUCCCUGCAGAAGGAGGGAGCCUGCAGUUAGCGAGAGGAGGAGGAGGAGGAGGAGGAGGAGACUGAACAGUGACACUGUUCUUGUAAACAAACUGCUGAAGCGCACAGUCUUCAGGCUGCCAUCGGACCCACAGUAGCAGGACUCGCUGGAGCCUGUAUGGCCAGAGCACAGUGCUCUGUGGGCGGGGCAUUGUGUACAAUGGAGGGCAGUGUAGUAUGUGACUCCACUCUCAACUCUUCACACUGCCCUGUCUGGUGUUAUUCGUACAUGUCCGUCUCUCUACAUAAGCGUGUACAAACGAAUGUUGCGAGAAAAAUUGGCAUUUUCAAAUGCCUUUUUAUGUAUGCAAUAUUGCCUGAAGUGCUGUCCUCUGGGCCUGUUUUUGGCUAGAGGACCAAGUGCUCCGCUCACUCGGUUUCUCUCUAAACUGACUCCCGAGAGUCGCGUCGUUGUUGAGUUCUUUUCAUUUUUUGAAGCACAAACGUGACGACAUAGCAUUCUAGAGUAAAUACAGGUUUAUAUUGUUUCCCAGUUCACUUUCCUACAGAUGUGGCCUGAGCUGGAAGUGGAAUGUAUUCUAAGAAUGUAGUAAAAGUGCAUCGCGUACUAGCGGUCAGAUGCUUGCGCAUUACACCCAUAUUGGGUUGACUGUGGCACGGUUAGGUUAGUGGUGGGAGGAAGUAGGGCUGGUUUAGGCCUCUUCACAGGCCAGCAGUCUUGGCUGCCCUGCACGUGUACGGUGAAAGACUCCUGGACUGGGAUACCCUUGAAUGAAGAACACAGCGACAUUCCUCUUGUGGCUGUUUGACACUUGACCAUGUGACCAUGUGUUUUUUUUUUUGUUUUUUUUCCUUCAUUGUUAUUCCACUGCUGCUAAACAAACCUAGCGUGACGGGAAAUACAGUUACAAAUCUGGGACGCCCUUUUUUAGGACAACUGUAUGUUCCCUGUAGGAGAAAGCGCACCCCUGGCCUUUAAGACACACUCUUGUCUCUGGAGGACUUCUGUUUUGGAAACCUCUCUGCCACCCUCUCUGUCUCCCACUAAUUUUCUUUGACUUGUUUGUAUGAAUGAAAGAGCGGAGUCAAGGCUUUCAUUAUUAUUUAAAGGAAUGUUAAAGGAAGAGGUUUUCUGCAGAUAACUCCAGAUUACAUAUGUACCUGAAAUAAUGUUUACCAAAGACUAAAUCUCAUGGAAAAUAAAUAGUGGCUAUUAUGUAAUAAUAUGCAAAAUAUUUGAUAGGGCUGCAGUUAUAUUGUUUUUUGUUUUUUUUUGGCAGGAUGCCAUCAGUGUGGGAGGAAAAAAUAUAUUUCUUAUAUUAGAUAAAUGUGAAAUCUUUAUGUAUGCAUAGUUCCCUCACACGGUGCCUACAGCUGUAAUCAGUUCCAGAUGCAAACACUGACCAGCUUCAAACCAUCAUUGAACAAAACGUUUGUCCUACUUGAUAAGCUCAUGACUGUUAACCUGUGUAUGACUGGCAAGCGCAGUUUACAGGUAGUAGUUGUACAGUACUAGCAGAACUACUGCAGCGCACUAACAAACAAAACGCUAUUUUAUUAGGAGACUGAACAGUUGUGAACAGCUCGAAGUAGCAGUUUUUUUACAGUAGUAAAAAAACAGACACUAACUGCCCUUUUGGCUGCCAGCUUAAUUAGUACUGUACUUGUACAUUUAUGUGUUUAAUAAUUAGUUCUCAAAUAUUACAAGCAUGCGCUUCUUUGUAUUCUGGACCGUAUUUUUAUUAUUAUUUUCUUCAUAAAGUCAUGAGCUUGGAAGCAUUACACAAAGCUGCUCAGUAUGCAUGCUUAUUGAGUCUCAGUGGGUAGAUGGUGAACGAUUGGGCAUUUUUGUGGAGUAUUCUUUUGUUUUUUACUGGGCUAUAAAACACCUGAAAGCUACACCUGAAUAAGUGCCUGAAACCCUUUUGUAAUCUCUCUGAGUGCAUUGGCUUUGCAGUAGCAUUCAGAUAUACUUUGUUACUGUCGUCUUCAUAGUCACAGUCAGCUGCUGAAGUGUUGCAUAUACUGUAGUUACAACUGCUUGGUUUCCAUUUCCCAUGCCGUAUGUUAACUGCUGUGUUCAUAUAUUUAGAGGUUGUAUUUAAAGGAGAGAAAGUUAAAUGCUAAAUUAACAUUCAUCUUUAGGUCAGAAUUGUUGGCUUCCUGCUUGAUUAUUAUUACACUUUGUAAUCAGGUCAACAUGUCCUGUUAGCAUAUGUAUAUACUUGUGUGAAGACCAGUGAUAAUACAUGUGAUUAUUUCUUUUUUAUAUGUGACUCACUUUUUAAAUGAGCUGCUUGUGUAUUCAGAUUCUCUAAGAAUUUUUUUAUUUUUAUGUUCAGAAGCUGUUGACGAAAGCAAUGGAAGAUGGGUGUGGUCUUAAAAUUUAAAUAAACCCAUACAUGUAUAUCUAAGUUUGUAUUUUUGUCAGUGCUAUUUUCUGUGACAACCCAAAUGAAUCAGUCAUUCAAUAAAUGUGUGUUAAAACUAG